AUGUCAGAUUACAACGGCAACGGGCACAAGGCCUCGAACGGCACGGGAGUUACUGCUCUCAAUGGCUCAAGCUCGAGCCACGGGAGCUCGUCUGCCCACCAAUCACGCGAGGGAAUGGAACUUGUCGCCAGUCAAGCAAAGCCAAGGCCUACUCCUCUUGACUUGAAGCCCACGGGUGCAAACAGAGCUGGCGUUGCCAAUGCCUUUGAGCGGUAUGGCCAAGUGAUGCAGUCAUCAGUUGCUCCGUUGCCAAAUCAGCAUGGCGCCGACACAUUCAGCCGAUCGAAGAAAUGGGGCAAACUCAGAGACGAUGUCAAGCAACUGCGGCUUGCUGACUACAAGACCCUUCUUGGUGUGGUCAAGGCCAAGGUCAAGGGCGAGAAGAUCAAGGAUGACAAGACUAUGGCCAUGGAAAAGGUCAUCCAGCUUGUGUCCAACUUGCCUAGCAACUCCAAGACACGCACAGAGCUCACCAACUCGUUUUUGAGCGAGCUGUGGUACACCCUUGAGCAUCCCCCUUCGAUGUAUGUGGGUGAGAAGUUCCAGUAUCGCCAGGCUGAUGGGUCAUAUAAUAAUGUUAUGUUUCCCCAGCUUGGUGCCGCUGGCACUUCGUACUCCAGAUCGGUGGCUGCCAAUGUCGUUCGGCAGGGCGCUCUUCCAGACCCCAAUCUCAUCUUCGAGUCAGUCAUGAAGCGGACGGAGUACACAGAACAUCCGAACAAUGUCUCUAGCAUUCUAUGGUACUGGGCCAGUAUCAUCAUUCACGAUCUGUUCUGGACAGACUACAGGGACAUGAGCAAGUCCAAGACCUCUUCGUACCUGGACCUGUCUCCUCUGUACGGCAGCAACCAGGACAUGCAGGACACCAUCCGCACCUUCAAGGACGGCAAGAUCAAGCCUGACUGCUUUGCUGACAAGCGCCUCCUGGGCAUGCCACCCGGUGUCGGUGUGUUUUUGAUCAUGUUCAACCGCGUCCACAACCAUGUGGCUGAGAACUUGGCCCGCAUCAACGAGGAUGGCAGGUUUUCUCCCCCCAGCCCCAACCUUGAGGGCGAGAAGAAGGAGGCUGCGUGGAAGAAGUACGACAAUGACCUGUUCCAGCAUGCUCGGUUGAUCACCUCUGGUCUGUACAUCAACAUCACACUGCUGGAUUACGUCCGAAACAUUGUCAACCUCAACCGUGUUGAUACCACCUGGACUCUUGACCCCCGUGUCGAGACUGGCAUAAACGUUGACACCAAGGAGGGUGCCGAGCGUGGUACCGGCAACGUGUGCUCGGCCGAGUUCAACCUCUGCUACCGCUGGCACUCGUGCAUCUCGGCCAAGGAUGACAAGUGGAUUCAGGAUUUCUACUAUGAUCUCUUCAAGAAGCCGGGCAAGGACCUCUCUAUUCAUGAGCUCAUCAUGGGCUUCGGCAAGUUCGAGGGCAUGAUCCCAGAUGACCCUGCGGAGCGUCCCUUCAACAAGUUCCAGAGAGGGCCGGAUGGCAAGUUCAACGACGAUGACCUUGUCAACUGCAUCUCAGACGCCAUUGAGGACCCCGCUGGAUCUUUUGGCGCCCGAAACGUGCCCGAGUCGAUGCGGGCGGUUGAGAUUCUCGGGAUCAUUCAAGGCCGCAGAUGGAAUGUUGCUGGCUUGAACGAAUUCCGCAAGCACUUCGGCCUGAAGCCCUACGAGAAGUUCGAGGACAUCAACUCCGACCCGGGUGUUGCUGAGUCUCUUCGUCGCCUGUAUGAUCACCCCGACUUUGUGGAGCUGUACCCUGGUCUCGUGGCGGAGGAGAGGAAGGAGCCCAUGGUUCCUGGUGUCGGCAUUGCGCCUACCUACACCAUCUCCCGUGUCGUCUUGUCGGAUGCUGUGUGUCUGGUGAGAGGUGACCGCCACUACACCAUCGACUACACGCCACGAAACCUCACCAACUGGGGUUUCAACGAAGUUCAGUAUGACUUGAACAUCAACCACGGUUGCGUCUUUUACAAGCUCUUCCUCCGGGCUUUCCCCAACCACUUCAAGUACAACUCGGUCUACGCGCACUACCCCAUGGUGACCCCGUCGGAGAACAGCAAGAUUCUCAAGGACCUCAAGCGCGCUCAUCUCUUUGACUUCUCCCGGCCAGGCAGGAUCGCCACACCCACCGAGGUCACCUCGUACGAUGGUGCCCAGCGCAUCUUUGCUGCUGAGGACAAGUUCAAGAGCACCUGGAAUGCUGGUGUCGCUGGCAUCCGCGCCAAGGCGAGCCCUGAGCUUUCUGGCGAUGCUGCUGUCCACGACAGGCACCGCACCACUGCAUCUCGGUCGCUGUUCACCCCUGAGCUGGGCACCCAGAUCAAGGCCUUCUACGAGAGCUUGACCGACAAACUGCUCACCACCAAAAGCUACACUUUGGUACCCGGCAGCAAGUUUGCUGACCUUGUCCGCGACAUUGCCAAUAUCGUGCCAACCCACUUUGCCGCCAGUGUCUUCGGCCUUCCGUUGACAACCAAGGAAAACAGAAAGGGCAUCUACACCGAGCACGAGCUUUACGCCGUCCUCCAGAUUAUCGCCUCUGCCCUCUUCGUCGACUCGGAGCCUGUUAAGCUCUUCCCCGUGGUGGAAGCAGCCAAGACGGUGGCUGGUCAGCUCGGCACCCUCGUCGACAAGACGGUCAAGAGCCCCAAGGCAGCCAAGAACAGCGUCCUCAACACCUUCGGCGUCAACUUUAUCAAGGAGCUUAAGAAGGCCGGUUUGGCCACGCACGACAUCACUUGGAACCAUGUCCUCCCCACCGCUGCGGCCCUCGCCUCGAGCCAAGGGGAGCUGUUCACCCAAGCAGUGGAUUACUACCUCUCCCCCGAGGGUGCCGCGCACGUAGCGGACAUUACCGCCAUUGCCUCCCAGCCUUCAUCUUCCCAAAACGACGCUCUCCUCUUGGGUUACGUCCUGGAAGGCAUCCGCCUGUCAGGUUCAGCUCGGUCUCACUUUGAAGCCACAACCGCCGGCACUGUCACGGCGUCCAAUGGCACGGAGCUGCAAAUCCAGCCCGGCAGCAAGGUUACCAUCAACUCUUCAACCGCCUCCCGCGACGCAGCUUACUUCCCUGAGCCAGAAACCGUCAACCCCCGCCGUCCACUGGACAAGUACAUCCACUUUGACGCCGGUCCCCAUGCCUUUCUGGGCAAGGAGAUCAGCCAGAUUGCCCUCACAGAGAUGUUCCGUGCUCUGUUCAAGAGGAAGAAUGUCCGGCGCGCGCCUGGUCCGCAGGGAGAGCUAAAGAAGGUGCCGAGGGCGGAUGGGAACGGGGUGGAUUACCUCAGGGAGGACUGGGGUGCUUUGACGCCUUUCCCUGUUACCAUGAAGGUGAUGUGGGAUGAGGUUUAG
Molecule: messenger RNA, 3357 nt
Organism: Podospora anserina S mat+
Lineage: Eukaryota; Fungi; Ascomycota; Sordariomycetes; Sordariales; Podosporaceae
Exons: 5
Coding region: 1-3357 (1118 amino acids)
Biological process (GO): response to oxidative stress
Molecular function (GO): heme binding; monooxygenase activity; peroxidase activity
Source: RefSeq, a predicted model, not a curated record